UUCUCUCUUAAUUAAUUUCAAACUUUGGUCGGAAUCGGACGUGUGCGCGCCCUGGAAGGAAAAAGUGGAAAAGUGUGUGACAAAGUGCAAAUAAGCCACAACGCGCAUGUGAAAAAUCAAAUUUAAUUGAGAAGCAUCAAAAAUUCUAUACAUAUCGUGCAUACCCACAUCGCCGUAUGUGUGCGUGUGCCAGUGAUAGUGUGGUUUUCGUUUUCGCCGUGGAAAAUAUAAAAAACUGAAUGAAAAACUGAGUCGUCAGCCAGUUAGCAAAUUGGAAAAGAGUAACUCACAUCGGGGACACGCAGAGGUGUCUCGAAAAAGACUGAACAAAGCGGCAGCAGGAUAAACGGUUUUCCCAACCAGCGCACCCAGCGGGAAAAUCUUAAGGGGAAAGAAAAGCGGCCAGCAAUCGUUACACUGUUUCGCGCGGCGGGGAAUGGUAUAUUUCUUGGGGGAUUGGGGCAUGGGAGAUUCUGACUUGUCGUCAUAUCAGCAACAUGUUCCAAAUAUACAACAGCCGCAACGCAUUCAUGGACAUGAUCUACUCUUGCAACAGCAGCAGCAGCAGCAGCUCCCACAGCAGCAGCAGCAACAGCAACAACAGCAGCAGCAGCAGCAGCAACAACAACUUGUGGCACAAAUCUCCAGUAGUUUAAGCCAGUUGCAGCCGCAGUUGCAGUUUGCCAGUGGCUCCAGCUUCCUGCCGCAGGGCACCACAACUCCCUCGCAAUCGCAGCAGCAACAUGUUGGCCCUGUCAGCAGCAGCAGCCUCGUAACUGCCAAUCUCCAGCAGCUGUCGGUGAGCAGCAGCAACUCCAGCAGCAGCAGUAGCAACAACAACAGCACCAACGGCUGCAGCACUCCCACCAAACCGCAGCAGCAGCACCAGCAGCAGCAACAACACUUGCUCCCAGAAGCAGCUGGUCAUGUUGCCGCCAAGUCGAACAAGAACCCGCAGCUGAGCAAGGAUCUCCUGGACAAUGAGGAUGAGGUGGCGUUGCACCCACUCUCCAACCAGGUCGGAGGACACACUCGCCUGUUGCUGCUCAACCAGUCGACGGUGAUAAAGCCGCUGAACCUGCGCGAAUUGGACUUCUACCAGAACAUUCCGCAGGACAUACUGAAGUUUGUGCCCAAGUACAAAGGCGUCAUGCAGGCCACCACCAUGGGCGGAGCCAAGCUGGACAAACGCUACUCGCCCAGUUUCCGGGAUGAAGCCGCCGCCGUUCCCGUCCGCAAGAUGAGCGCCUCCAAGAGGAAGCGGGAUGAGGUGCUGAGAAUGAAGGUGCACAAGAAUGGACAGGCAGCCGAGGUGAUCAAGAGCAUCUCACAACUGGACAACUCCAAUAAGCAAUACUUUCUUAUGCUCGAGAACAUCACCUCGCAGUUUCGGAAUCCCUGCAUCCUCGAUCUGAAGAUGGGUACCCGUCAGCAUGGAGACGACGCCUCGGCGGAGAAGCGCUCCAAGCAAAUGGCCAAGUGCGCGGCCAGCACGUCGGGAUCACUUGGCGUUCGGCUGUGCGGAAUGCAGACCUACCUGGCCGAUCUGGAGCAGUAUGCCAAGCGUGACAAGUACUGGGGUCGCGAGCUGAACGAGAGUGGAUUCAAGACGGCGCUGCACGACUUCUUCUACAACGGCUACCGUCUGCGUAUUCGUGUCAUCCGCAAGAUCCUGCAGCGUCUGCUGCAGUUACGCAGGGUGAUUGAGAAGCAGUCGAGCUAUAGGUUCUACUCCUGCUCAUUGCUCAUUGUGUAUGAGGGCUUCGAGGAGAAUCCGAUGGCUCACCCGCCCUCGAUGAGCUUGGAUGAGUGGCCGGAGGCACCUAAGUCGGCUACCGUGCCUGGCACCGUCUUCGACUAUCAUCCGGAGAACAGCAUUGAUGAGGACGAUCUGGAGGAUGAGGACGAAGCGGGACACGAGGCUGGCGAUGAGCUGGAGGCGCACGACACCGACGAGGAUCUCCAUUUGGUGGCAGCCGACAGUGGAAACGCUUCGGCCACGAAUAGUAGCACUGGAGGCGAUGCCUGCAACUACGAUGCCGAUGCCUCCAACGACUCCAGCUCAUUGCUCAAUCUGGCAACAAGGCGGCACCUGCACAAGCGUGGAUUUGCCGAGGCAGCGGCGCGUGGGGUCAAGCAGACGGCGGCCAACAACACCACCACCGACGAGGAGGAGGAGGAAGAGCAUCCGGCUGCCAUGCCACCGCCGCGCAGCUGUGGUGUUAUGGCCGCCAAGGCGGCAGCAUCGGCAGCUGGACUGGCCGGCAAGGGCCAGGGCGCAUUCAUUCCAAUCUCCGAAGAGACAGUAUUCCUGGACCCAGAGCCAGCGCUGCCCAGCGUGACAACCUCAUCGCCACAUUCCGGUGACUCGUGGAUGAACUACAGCAGCAAUAGCAGUGAUGACUUCUCUGGUUUAUCCGAGCAGAUCAAGGCUGUGGCCAGUGGGCGGCAGACUUGCAACAACAGCAGCGAUGACGCCAGUUCCGACUAUGAGAGCAGCAUCAUUGGGCCCACCGAGGCCAUGUUCAAGCGCUACAAGUCGCAGCAAUCCUUUGACGCCGCCGCAGCUGCCGAAUCCGCCUCCUCCCCGCCCCUCACUGCCGGCAACUCAAGCGUCUCCAAUGGCGGUGCCACCGUUCGUUCGCUGGUCUCCCCCGCCUCAUCCAGCGCCUCCUCACUGAAAUCGGUUAAGGGUGCAGUGAAGCGACUGCGCUGCAAUGAAGACGAUCAGCAGUCAGCGGCCCUUGGUGAAUGCGACUCGCGAGAGGCCAAGAAGUCGACGAUUACAUCGACACCCGUGUCAGCCGUUUCCUCGCCAGCUAAGACCGCCCCGCAACUGCGAAGCUGCGAGAGCAUAUCCAACCCGCAAUCCUUGCUUUCGGGCCUGCUCCACGACUCCCUGGACAACAACAACGAGCAGCAGCAUCGCAAUGCGGCACUGCUGCAGCACAGCUCCAAAUCGCUGGACAUGUCGGCACCGCCUACAGAUGACAACCAGUGUUUCGUGGACGUGCGCCUCAUUGACUUUGCCCACACGGCAUUCGUGCCGCGCAAUGGCAGCAUGCUGCCCACUCCGGCUGCCGCCCCGGUGCACCAUGGACCCGAUGGCGGAUUCCUCACUGGCCUGGACAGCCUCAACCGCCUGCUCAACGAGAUUCUGGCCGAAGAACGCAUCUAAGGGGACAAAAUGAAACCAAGAACGGAAUGGAAUAUGAAUUUGAAUGAGAGAACUGGGUGGAACACAAGUUAAAAGUACAAUUUGAUUUCAGAAUACCUAAAUUGUUGUAGCAACAUGCGUUAAAUUAUGAAACAAAAUCAACUAAUCUUUAGAAAUUCGAAAUGUGAUUCAAACAAACCUAUUUAACAACCGGAUAUAGCCCCUAACUUUUAACUUUUAACCGACGAGUAACAUUAAGUACAGGGCGGAGCGUGUUCCCCCGAUUUAUCGCAGCAUUUGUGGAGAGGACAAGGAGAGAAGAAUUUAAAAUUAAUUUGUGAACAAGUCGCUUCCAAAAGUAGAUGAAGGUAAAUAGUUUGUUAGAUUGAUUGAUUGUGGAUUCUGCAUUUCACAUCCAAGAUAUGUUGUUCGGCGAAAGUGCAUAUAAUUUAACCUUUUGUAAGAGUUCUCGUGUAGCACACAUUUAUAUGUAUAGCGCGAGGACUUUCGGAUCGAGCGUUUUUAUACCUAGCCAUUACAAUACAAUGCAAAAUGACAAAACGACAAAGCGUAAUGAUCAGUAUUUCGUUGUAUGUAUCUAUGCUUAAAGUCUUAGCCCGUUUCCUUUUCCAAUUGUAGUGACAAAGUUUCAAAGAGCCAGAGUUUACUAUAUAUACUAUAUAAAAUACACGCAAAAACACUUUUUUAAGUUAACGAUUAAAGAGAGAAACGCUAUUAAUAUAUAGAUCCUACAAAUAUUACUAUUACUUAUUGUGUAACUAGAGAAUUAAAUGGAAAACAAUUUAUGUAUAUUUUCACUUAAGCACGUUUAAAAA
Molecule: messenger RNA, 3993 nt
Organism: Drosophila ficusphila
Lineage: Eukaryota; Metazoa; Arthropoda; Insecta; Diptera; Drosophilidae
Gene: Ip6k
Exons: 8
Coding region: 437-3178 (913 amino acids)
Biological process (GO): inositol phosphate biosynthetic process; phosphatidylinositol phosphate biosynthetic process
Cellular component (GO): cytoplasm; nucleus
Molecular function (GO): inositol hexakisphosphate kinase activity
Source: RefSeq, a predicted model, not a curated record